AUUUCCGCCUAAACGUCAAACAUCGUUUCUGUCUUUCUUUCCGUCUCUUUAGUUUUGAUAAAGUAGACACAUUUCGUGAAGCUAAGCCAUCAAGAUGGUCCAGAGAUUGACACUGAGAAGACGUCUGUCUUACAACACCAAGUCUAACAAGCGACGCAUCGUUCGUACACCUGGUGGCCGCCUUGUUUAUCUGUACGUGAAGAAGCAGCGUACCGUGCCAAAAUGCGGACAAUGUAAGGAGAAGCUCAGUGGAAUCAAGCCAUCCCGGCCAAGCGAGCGUCCGCGUAUGUGCCGUCGUCUGAAGACCGUCACCCGUACCUUCGGUGGAGUUCUGUGCCAUCGUUGUCUGCGCGAACGCAUCAUCCGCGCAUUCCUGAUCGACGAACAGAAGGUCGUCAAGGUGCUGAAGGCCCAACAGCUCGGUAAGCCCGUGAGCAAACCUCCGAAAAUCCAGAAAGUGAAGUCACCGGUCACUGCCACAACCACCAAGAGCAGCAAAAGCAAGGCCUCUGCUUAAGGGAGAAGGAGCGAGUACAUCGGUUAAGUUAUAAGAACAUGCUACAAAAGAACUUUAAUAAAAUUCAGAUACAUGAAUAGGAUCUGAAGUUUUCUGGAUAA
Molecule: messenger RNA, 618 nt
Organism: Toxorhynchites rutilus septentrionalis
Lineage: Eukaryota; Metazoa; Arthropoda; Insecta; Diptera; Culicidae
Product: 60S ribosomal protein L34
Exons: 3
Coding region: 95-517 (140 amino acids)
Biological process (GO): translation
Cellular component (GO): ribosome
Molecular function (GO): structural constituent of ribosome
Source: RefSeq, a predicted model, not a curated record